Chondrus crispus (carragheen) is the source of this 1573-nucleotide messenger RNA. Its product is annotated as mitochondrial processing peptidase beta subunit (Complex III core subunit 1), precursor. Gene Ontology annotation, cellular component: mitochondrion. The record is from RefSeq and is a predicted model, not a curated record. Bases 1 to 1500 code for a protein of 499 amino acids. The transcript is spliced from 2 exons. Lineage: Eukaryota; Rhodophyta; Florideophyceae; Gigartinales; Gigartinaceae. Gene Ontology annotation, biological process: proteolysis. Gene Ontology annotation, molecular function: metal ion binding; metalloendopeptidase activity.
AUGUACUCCUCUCUCCAAAGCUUGCGCCUGGCGCGGCGUGCGCUCUCCACGGCGCCCGCCCUAACCCAGGGCGCCUCGACGCCGAAGGCCUCCGGGCUAAUGGGCGCACUUAAGCGCGCCCUAGGACCAAGCGCCGAGCCGCUUCCGCCUAAUUACCGUGUCGAUCCCGCCCUGUUGCCCGAAGUCGCCACAAAAGUCACCGUACUCCCCAACGGCUUGCGCGUCGCCUCCGAGAGCCAACCCGUUGGAGCUGCCGUGGUCGGCGUCUGGAUCGACGCCGGCACCAGGUUUGAAGACGAGCGCGUCAACGGCGCCGCCCACUUCCUCGAGCAUUUGAUCUUUAAGGGCACCAAGAAUCGCGGACAGCGCGAGCUCGAGGUUGGCGUCGAGAAUGUUGGGGCCCAUCUCAAUGCGUACACGAGCCGCGAGCAGACCGUCUACUAUGCUCGAUCGCUUAAGAAUGACGUCCCCGCUAUGACCGGCUUGUUGGCUGAUAUCCUUCAGAACUCAGAAAUAUCCGACGCGGCCGUUGACCGCGAGCGCGAUGUGAUAUUGCGCGAGAUGGAGGAGAUUGAUCAGAUCCAGGAGGAGGUUGUCUUCGACUACUUGCACGGUACCGCCUUCCAAGACUCCCCACUAGCCCGAACCAUUCUCGGUCCAGUCGAGAAUAUUCGCUCUCUCAAAUCAGCGGACCUCAAGGCGUACAUCGCGGAGCACUACAAACCACAUCGCAUGGUCCUCGCCGCUGCUGGUGAUGUCGACCACGACGAGCUUGUGGCCCUCGCCACGGAUCAUUUCGGAUCCAUGCCGGCAGAUCCCAACCCAGCUUCCUCCCUCGACCUCGUCGCUGAAAAGCCAGCUUAUCUUGUUGGGUCCGACGUCCGUAUUCGUAACGACGACAUGCCCGUGGCGCACUUCGCUUUGGCGUUUGAGAGCUGCGGAUGGGCACACCCAGACGCCGUGUCAUUCAUGGUGUUGCAGUCUCUCAUGGGCUCAUAUGACCGCGCUUCUACCACCGCUUCUAGCAGCUCCUACCGUCUCUCCUCCACGCUUUCAUCGAUCCCUAAUGCAAAGACCGCCACAACCUUCAACACCACCUACACAGAUACGGGCCUGUUCGGAAUUUAUGUCACUGGCGAACCACCGGAGCUUGAUGAUAUCGUUGUUCCAAUUCUUGGCGAACUGGUCCGAAACUGCUUCAAGGUUGAUGCACAUCAAUUGGAGAACGCGAAAACCGCUCUGAAGACGAGUCUGCUCGCCCAGCUGGACGGUCCGACCGGUACGGCGGAAGAAAUCGGCCGUCAGCUGCUUGUGUAUGGGCGCCGUGUUCCCACUUCCGAGUGGUUUGCACGGAUCGAUGCUGUCGAUGCUGACGCGAUCAAGCGCAUUUCGAACAAGUACAUUUUCGACCGUGAGCUGGCCAUCACGGCAAUGGGCCCGAUCCAUUCACUUCCGGACUACAACUUCUUCCGUCGCCGCACCUACACUAACCUGUUCUAGACUGCCUACGUGCCCUGGUAGUGCGUUUUCAUUAUAAACGAACAUAUGCAAAAAGCAAUUCAGAGCGUCAUAA